AUGGAGCUGAACAGUGAGUCUACUGUGCUCCAAGAAAAUGCCCUGGCGACAGGAGGUUCGGCAGCCUUCCCAGGAACGUGGCAUACGGACGAUUGGAAGGUCCAUCAUCGAGGUGACCAGCCGAGUGGGUUGGGUCGUCCGCAAACGCUUUGCAUAUUGACCCUGGCCCCACUGCCCAUACUAGCUAUCAACAAGUACGCUUUCGACCAUGGGCAGCAGGAUCGUUGUUUUGCCUCCCAUCUUGGCAUGAUCCUAGACAACGCAACAUCAGACCCAAAGGUCAAUUCAAUCGACGCCAUCGGAAACCUCGAUCUGGCUCUGGCUCCACAUUUGCGACAAUUAGGCGUGCCGCAUGAGUUCUUCGAGCCAUCGUCCAACAUGUUUGUGGCGGCGAGUCUCCUCCUGGCGGGAAUGCUCACGUCGGUGCCGCACCAUGUCAUGGACCAUUACCCGAACCUUCGCCAGCGCAUCGUUUUGGGCAAUAUCCUAGCUGCUAUUUUGCUGGGCUUGACGUUGAAGAUGUCUUUCGUGGCCACGUUCAUGUACUUGAUUCCGUGGGCGGCAUACUCUGGGACCGUGAUUUCGGAGUCUGUGUUCGCCUGCCUGUGA
Zasmidium cellare ATCC 36951 is the source of this 609-nucleotide messenger RNA. RefSeq lists its product as uncharacterized. The record is from RefSeq and is a predicted model, not a curated record. The coding region runs from base 1 to 609 and encodes 202 amino acids. Lineage: Eukaryota; Fungi; Ascomycota; Dothideomycetes; Mycosphaerellales; Mycosphaerellaceae. The transcript has a single exon.